Molecule: messenger RNA, 3944 nt
Organism: Nilaparvata lugens (brown planthopper)
Lineage: Eukaryota; Metazoa; Arthropoda; Insecta; Hemiptera; Delphacidae
Product: probable serine/threonine-protein kinase DDB_G0282963
Exons: 3
Coding region: 373-3222 (949 amino acids)
Source: RefSeq, a predicted model, not a curated record
UUUUUGCUAUCAUAUGUCCGUGAAAGGCUCAAAUUUGAUCUACAAAACAACCUUUUCCAAUAAAUGGACCAAAUACUGAACGUAAACAAUCUCAAGUUAUAAUAUGAGUAAAUAGAUAAUUGAGAGAAAACUGUUUUAAUGAAUUUUAACAAUAACUAGUCUGAAUUUUUAAAGGACGAUUUAUCAAACUCAAUUUUAAAGUUAUAGUGAGGAAUAUUCAACGUUGAAGAUAAGAUUGAAGUGAAGGUAUCGAUCUGAAUAAAUAUUUGGAGACUAAUGUCACCAGGUUCUAAAUCUAAUGAAGAAAAUGCUGAAGUGUGAAUACACAUCUUUUUACUAAAAUUUGAAUAUUGAUGAAAUUUCAAGAGGGAAAUGAGGAACUUGACUAAACCUUGUCUUUGCUUCAUUAUAACUUUGUUGGAAAUAGCUGUCCUUGUUCUGGCCGCAGACUAUGGAGCUCCACGGAGUUUUGGAGGAAGCAGGACUCCCGUUGAAAUCUCAAGUCAAGAUAUCACUAAAAACCAAGCAAUACCACCCCAAAACUUUCUUCAAACCCCUUCAAAUCUCGCCCCAAAUUCGUACAACAAAGUCGAGAAUCCCCGAAGAAAUACUAGAGAAGUAUUUGCAGAGAAUCUAGCUUCAAAUUUUAAUCCACAAGUAGAUAAUAAUCGUAUUGAAGAAAAUUCAGGAAGAAAUGUGAGAGAAAUACUUGAUACAGGUUCUAGAGUUGAUAUACACUCCAUGUUUGAUACAGAGAUUUCAAAUGAAGGUACAUGUCAGAAAGAAAAUCCAGUGAGAAAUACCAGGGAAGUAUUUGAUACAGAGCCGGGGUUUGAUACAAAUGAUUCUGAUACAGGUUCCGUAUUUGAUACAAAUGUUUCAAGUGAUGAUACAAAACAAGAUACAUGUCUCGAAGAGAACAUUGAUAAUAGAUAUUCUAGAGAAGUGCCCAGGAAACCAGGUUCUGAAAUUGAUGUGAUAAAUUCGAAUAUUUUGAAGUCAAUUGGAGACGAUUGUCAUGAGGAGAAUUUGAAACGAAAUGCGAGGCAAGUUAUUGGUACAAGCUCUCUGAUUGGUUCCAGUAAUUUGAACCAAAAUAUACAGGAAUCAGAGAAUGAAAUACAGGAAGAAUCAGAAUCCUUUAAUAAGUUGAAAAAGGAAGAAAUUCUGGAAAGUAAUAGAAAAAUUAGGGAAGUUCUUGUCCCAAAGGGAAGUUUAGAGGAUGCUCCAAAACUAACAAACUCUCAGAAUGAUAUUCCGUUGAUUUCAAAUAAAUUGGAAAUUUAUCCCAGUAUAAUCUCUGAAACUUCGUUGGAUGGAGAUCAGAAUUUUGAAGGAGAAAGCAAUAGAAAUGUGAGGGAAGUUGGUGAUUCUCAACAGAGUUUAAAUAAAAAUUUAGAAGAAGUCGAAUCUAAGAACAGAAAUGCUAGAGAAGUUGAUGAUAAAUCAGCUUUUGAGGGAAUUGUUGAUCAAAAUUCAAACGACGAAAGAUUGAAUGAAAAUAGCCAAAGAGUUGUAAGAGAUGUUCAUAAUGCGUCUCCUAUUGGAACAGAUUCAGUUGAAAAUUUGAGAAAUCGUGGGGAAAAUCAGGGUUUUGAGAGAGAUAAUCUUAGGAAUGGAAGGAGUUUGGACGAUAAGAACCCUAUGAUUGGGUCUGAUCUUUCAAGCCUAGAUAAGCUGAAAGAAGAUGGAAAUUUGAAGGAGAUGUUGACAAGUCCUCAAGAUAUGAUAAAAAGCAAUUUGAUAAAAGACAGUCAAGGUUUGGAAGGAAAUGUGCGAAAUACUAGAGAGAUUAUUGGAGACCCAGGAUUGGAUCUUGAAACAAAUUUUAAAAAAGGAAAUCAAGAUUCAGAUGGUGAUGAAUACCUUGGGAUACCUUCCAAUUACGCUUCAAAUUCUGACGAAAAUUUGGAAGAAAACCUCGAAAGGAAAGCUAGGGAGGUACAGGGACCUUUUUUAUCAAAUUCUGAUGGAGUUUUGGGUGAAAAUAUGAAUGAGAAUAAUGCUGAGGGGAGCGUAGAAAAUGGACGAACAAUUAAAGGGGGAGCCCAGAAGAAUGUAAGGGAUACAGAAAACCCCUCCUUGAUAGGUUCUGAUGUUUUCAAUCAAAAUUCAAAUAAAAAUGAGGAUGAAAAUAUUGAAAAUAGAGGACGAGUUGAAAGAGGAGCUUCCAAUGAAAGUGAAGACGAAGAAAAAAGUGAUAAAAGAGGAGUUAGAGAGAUAUCUGAUGAAAGAGGAAUUUUGGAAUCGAAAUUUUCUAGACAAAAUUUUGAAAAUCUUGAUUUAAACUCUGAAAACUUGGAAGAUUCCCCUGGAAUCUUGGAUCCUACUUUGUUUACUGACGAUGAGAGCUUGGUGGGAGAUAAUAUGAGAAAUAUACGAGAUGUUAGCGAUAAAGAACUUGUUGAAAAUGAGUCAAAAAUGGAAGGAAAAUAUAUGAAUUUUGAGAGAGAAGUGGACGGAGAUAAUAUGAGAAAUAUACGAGAUGUUAGUGAUAGAGAACUUGUUGAAAAUGAAUCAAAAAUGGAAGGAAAAUAUAUGAAUUUUGAGAGAGAAGUGGAAGGAGAUAAUAUGAAAAAUAUACGAGAUGUUAGUGAUAGAGAACUUGUUGAAAAUGAAUCAAAAAUGGGAGGAAAAUACAUGCAUUUUGAGAGAGAAGUGGAUGAAAUCCAGAAUGGAAUCCAAGAUAUGGAACCCAGUUUGUCCAACCAAGAAAAUACUGAUGUACACAGAAAUGCUCGUGAAACCCCUGAUUUGAGUAGAGAAAUGAAUUUGGAACUUUCCAGCGAUGAGAUGGUGGAAGAGAAGAGGAACGCUAGAGAGAUUCCCAAUUCAAAUAGGGAACUAGAUUUGGAAAUUUAUGAAGGAGAUGAUGAUGAUGAUAUUGGGAACAAUAGGAAUGUUAGACACGUUUCUGAAGGAUUUGGAACAAAUUUUCCCAAUGUUUUGAGUGCGCAAACUGGUGGGAACCUCAGGAAUAUUCAGGGAAUUUCUGCAGAGAAUUCAAAUAUAGCCUCAAAUCCUUUCGAUCAGGGAGUAAUCUCAGAUAAAUCUAGAAAUACUCAAGAAACUCCGGUUGUGAAUCCAAGUUUUACACAAAACUCUCUCAAUCAAGGCUCCAAUUUUGAGGAACCGUUGAAUAUUCGUGAGAUAUUUUUUAAGAACCCUGGUUUCAAUCCCGGAUAUUUUCAAGCGGGAACCGGUUAUUAUUGGGGAGAAUAGAAAUAUUAGAGAAAUCUCUGUUGAGAAUACUGGACUAAAUUCGAAUGUUACCAAAGUAGAACCUUUAGUUGACGUUGGGGAUAGGGUUAUAAAUGAUGUUUCUGUUGAUAGUCAGGAGUUGAAAUCGGAUUUUACCAACAAAAAAGUAGAAAAUGAAGAUUUGGGAGGAGAGAUUGAUGUCAAAAGGGAAGCCAGAAGUUGUAAAAAGAAAAUCUCUCACCACAAAAACAAUACUGAUAAAGAUUUUGUAUAUGAAAAGCCUCCUCCACUGCAUGCCAGCCUACAAAUGAUGAAUGUAAGGAUAGUAAAAUCAAAAGACGAUUCCAAACUAUUAGACGAUGAUACAGAUAGCUCUGGAAACACGGGGGGAGAAAAGGAGGGGAAGAAGAAGAGAAAGAAAAUUUGUCGAGUGAAACAUUUGCAUGUUCUACAACCUUUGAAAAAUUCGAAAAUUGUGGAAGCUCCGAAAAAAGAAAAUGAAUAUUUUGAGUGGUAGUCCGGGAGAGACCAUUUUGAAAGUAUUGGAAGCUACUAUGGAUGGAAAUAAUGAGAGGGAAGAAGAAGAAGAAGAAGAGGUAGAGGGAGAGAAGGAAGGAGUGAGAGUAGUUGAUAAAGAGAGAGGAGUGAAGAGAGAGUUUAAAGUAGAUGAAGAUACUGAGGAGGAGGAAGAGGAUAGAGAUGUUGUUAAUGAAAAUAAAGUCAAAAACAAAAUAUCUAGAAAA